CAUACUGAUAUUUUCACUUCUAUCAUACGAUAUUCGAGAAAAAGAGUUCGAAUUUCGAAAUGGGUGGAAAAAAGAAAAAUAAAGUUGCAUCUAUUCCUGCACGCGGGUUUGUUACUACAUCAGUGCCAUCCAAAACGAAAACACCUGCCCCAGUCCCCGAAGGUCCAAGUGAAAAAGAGACCGACACUGUUGUGGCAUCGGGGCCUUCAGAGAAGGACUCGGGAAAGGCCGGUGAGAUUCUAGGUAUCCCGAACGAAGAAGAGGUGGAGGAGCACCGAUUGAAGGCACUUGUGGACAAGCUAGGUCAAAGGGCCAGGAAGGAAACACAGAGAAUUGUGGCCCGGGUGGAAGUCGAGAAACGCACAAUUAGAAGUAUCUGCUACCCUUUGAAGGUGAACAAACUUCUAGAGUUUGACUUCGUGCGUUAUAAUAGUCAGCCAAGGACUACUGGUGGAGUGAAAGAACUUGGGGUAGGGGACCAGAUUCUGGCGCUUGCUAAGGAAGAGUUCAUUCAAAUGGGCCGGACGAAUGAGACCGAAUGCAAACGAGGAGAAGCUUUACUCCUGAAUGCUUGGAUUCUGCAAAGGGCUUUUAUCUCCAUGGGCUUUCCAAAGGGAAGGGUCGAGGAGGGGUUGCAGGCGCUGGCUGAUCAUGGUUCCACUGCUCUCGAUAAAGAAAAAGGCUUAGAUGGAGCAUUGGAGGAAAUGUUUGAUUGGCUAGCGCUCAAUUGCGAGGAAGAAGAGCUUCCGGGGUUUUAUGAUGAGUUUAGUAGAGGGAAGAAAGACGUGGCCUCGGGCUCAUCAGAUGUGACACCCAGUGAAAUAAAACCCGAUUCUGGAACACCUACUCCCCGACAGCCCUUCGGGGCCGACAAACGCCAUUUGACUGGAAAAUUGCUUCGAGUUGCCGAUCGGAGUCUUGAGAGCAGAGAUGUUUCAGGUGAGGAUAAGAAGGUUGGGAAUAAUGAAAGUGGUGACAGCGAGGAUGAAGAUGUCGAGGUUGCGCCGGAGGAAUUGGUUCCACAAUACAUCAAGCUGCAGACACAAAAAUAUCACCUCCACCCUGCUUCUACAAUUAUAACAGGCAAGAAAGUUAAGGGGAAAAAUGAGAUAAAAGCUUCCUCGAUAGCUGGUGUUUCUCCCGCCAAAGCGGAGCAACUCGGGAAAAUUCAGAAUAAGCUUGAUGAACUUACCCGCGACCCGCUCUUUGACCUCCGGGAAGCGGAGGAUGUUUGGCGUGUAGAGAGGCUGAGGCUAGAAAAGGAGGAAUGGGCCAGGAAACAGAGUAGAGGGGGUUCGACCUUUAAGCAAGGGACUAAAGCAUCGGCUGGCUAUACGGUCAACUCCGAAGGCAACGGGGUUAAGGAAGAGACAGAGUCUACUUCCCCUAUCGAUUUGCCACAUACAGAAGAGGAUUCAAAUAUAGAUCAGUACUUUGUAGAUGGCCUUUUCAAACCAACACCGACAGAAGAAUUAACCGCUAUACAAGAGGGUGAGAAUGAAAAUGUGGAUAUCAGAGAUUUCGAGCUGGUCAACGCUUCUGGGGGAAAUUUUGGAAAAGGGAAACCAAGAGGAAAAGCAGGGGUUGGUACGCCUGCGGUCAAGAAGGUUUUGGAGGAGCUUUGCCGGAGCCGGGAUGUGAAUUCCAAAAUUCGCUUCGAAAUGAUUCCGGGAACAUCGAUUUCGGCCCGGAGCAAACUAAUCAUUACUUGGUCUUCCAUUGCCGAAUCAUCAUCUGUCGAUGUUUCCCCUAUAACUCCAACCCUUGGCCCCGGCGCUCGCCCACCUGUUAUUAUAUCAACCCUGGGCUUGCUUUGUACUACGUUUUCCAUGGCAUCAAUUGCCGCGAUGAGUAAGGACCAAGCGGACGGCUUCAUUGCUACUUAUGCGCUUUUCAAGUUAUGUGGUAAAAAGGAUGAAAAGAUGUAUCUUCGGCUCCCAAGCAUUUGGCGUGAGCUGUGGUUUGAACUACUAAAUGAGGGUCAACUAGAAUCCGAGAGGCAGGAGCGGGAGGUUCUCAGGAAUCUGGAGGGGGCUUUAAAGAUAGGAAAUUUCGGCCUUUCCGGCCCUGAUUAUCUUGCAGAGAAGAAGCCUCGGGCUAUUAAAGCUGUUGGCCCUAAGGAGCAAGGAGUCACGGGCGGAAGAGUGGAGUCCGGAAAUACGACUUCGGAUGCAAUAAAAGAAGAUUGGUUCUAUAGAACAAGUCGUUCUGGAUAUCAACAUAUGUUGGAACAUAGAAGGAAGCUGCCAAUGUGGGCAUUCAAAGAAGAUGUUUUGGCUGCUAUGGAAAAAAAUCAGGUAAUUAUCAUAUGUGGUGAAACUGGAUGUGGAAAGAGUACCCAAACUCCUGCUUUCAUUUUAGAGCAUGAACUCUCCCAGGGAAAAUCCUGCCGCAUAUACUGUACAGAGCCACGUAGAAUUUCUGCAAUAUCGCUCGCGAGACGUGUAUCGGAAGAACUGGGUGAAAGGAAAUCCGAAGUUGGUAGCAAAAGUUCGCUCGUUGGGUACGCUAUUAGGCUUGAGGGUAGAAUGCAUUCUGGUACAAGGUUGAUCUAUGCGACUACGGCAUGUUUUUUCUCAUUCCUUCUGUCGCCGGAAUUAGAGGAGGUGACUCAUUUAGUGUUGGACGAGGUUCAUGAGAGAAGUAUAGACAGUGACUUUCUAUUACUUGUUCUGAAGAAGCUGUUGGUUCAAAGAAAGGACCUGAGGGUUGUUCUCAUGUCUGCCACUGUCGAUGCAGAUAGGCUCUCAGCGUAUCUCGGCGAUGCGCCAGUUAUGGUGGCUCCGGGCAGGACUUUCCCCGUGGAGACUUACUACCUUGAGGAUGCUAUCAGACUUACCCAGGAUACCCUAAGUCGUCUAAAUCUUCAUCACAUCAACUAUGAGUUGAUUGUUCGGCUUAUUGACUUUGUUGGAAGCUCACCUGAAUAUGUGGACUACUCUAAAGCAAUACUUAUAUUCAUGCCUGGUUUUGCCGAAAUUCGAAGACUAAACGACAUGUUAAUAGCACAUCCGACUUUCGGUAACAAUCGGGGUGAUGGAGGGUGGCUGAUAUAUCCACUUCAUUCCACAAUUGCAAGCGAGGAUCAAGAGGCGGCUUUUUCAAUACCUCCCUCAGGAAUGAGGAAGAUCGUUAUUGCAACUAAUAUUGCGGAAACAGGAAUAACAAUUCCGGAUGUCACUUGUGUUAUUGAUACAGGGAAGCAUAAGGAAAUGCGAUUCGACGAAAAAAGGCAGCUUAGCAGGCUAGUUGAGACCUUCGUAAGCCGGGCUAAUGCGAAACAAAGAAGGGGUAGAGCUGGAAGAGUUCAAAAAGGGCUAUGUUUUCACCUGUUUACCAAAAGCCAACACAACAAUUGGAUGGUUGAGCAGCAAACUCCUGAAAUUAUGAGACUGUCUCUUCAGGAUCUCGUGCUGAGGAUUAAAAUUUGUAGACUUGGCCAAGUCGAAGAGGUCUUGUCGCAAGCCCUUGAUGCUCCUUUACCCAAAAAUAUUAGACGGGCUAUAGAUUCUCUACUUGAAGUGAAAGCGUUAACAGUGGCAGAAGAGCUUACUGCCUUAGGGCGGCAACUUGCAAAGCUGCCUCUGGACGUUUACCUCGGGAAAUUGGUACUAAUGGGCUCUAUUUAUGGAUGCUUGGAUGCGGCCCUCACCAUUGCAGCUAUCCUAUCCUCGAAGUCUCCCUUCGUUACCCCAAUAGGGCACAAAAAGGAAGCCGAAUCCUGCAGAUUGUCUUUCAAGAGAGCUGACUCAGAUCUUCUCACUGGCUGGAACGCGUACUCUUCGUGGAGGCGAGUUUGCCAAAGAAAAACAAUGAUGUCUGAGAGUGAAUUUUGCCAGAGAAACUAUCUCAGUAGUCGAAAUUUACUUGGGAUUGAGGAAUUGAAACAGCAGCUUCUUGUUUCUGUGGUAGAAGCUAGAUUCCUAACCCUGAAAGAGGAAGAGAAGGCAGAGCUAAACCGAUGCCGGUUUUCAACUUACUAUCGGCGCAACUUCUUCAUUGUCCCAGAAUCAGUCAACUACAGUAGCGAAAAUGAUUCCAUAGUGAAUUCAGUUAUUGCUGCAAGCUUCUACCCUAAACUAUUGGCUAAGGGAGGUAAUGGGUGGCGAAAUAUUCUCAACAACCAUCGUAUUGCCAUCCAUCCAAGCUCGGUGAACCGGUAUGCAAAGAGCGAGUGGCUGGCGUUCCAUAGCAUUAUGCAAUCCAAUAGGUCCUACGAUGCACAUGAGACCAGUCAUGUGGACGGCACUGCAAUUGCACUACUCUGUGGAGAUGUUGACUAUAAGAUGCAUGCGGGCUCGAUGACACUUGAUGGACACCGGGUAAGAUUUGCCUUCGAGGACUGGAAAAGCUUAAUUGCAUUCAAAAUCCUGCGGAGUAGGCUUAAGGAGAUCACGACUCGGUCCUUCCGUGCCCCCGGAAAGGAGUUGACUCAAAACCAGAGGAAAUGGAUGCAGAUAUUCUAUAGGGUAUUUCUAAGAUUAAAACAGAUAGAGGAUGAGAGGGUGGGGGGUGAGGCAGGUUAG
Molecule: messenger RNA, 4526 nt
Organism: Tuber melanosporum (Perigord truffle)
Lineage: Eukaryota; Fungi; Ascomycota; Pezizomycetes; Pezizales; Tuberaceae
Exons: 13
Coding region: 60-4526 (1488 amino acids)
Cellular component (GO): intracellular anatomical structure
Molecular function (GO): ATP binding; RNA binding
Source: RefSeq, a predicted model, not a curated record